UGCAGACGACAAAACACGCGGAAUUAAAGAUGAACUUUCACUCUGUCAUGAUAAGGUUAUUAGAGGUCAGAUCUCUUGGUGAAAACAUACAAUACCAGCGUGUCCUAUUACAUUCUUCAUUGCAUUCUCCGCAGGUGAACGGGACGGAGCGCCUGCUGUUUAUCUUGAUGAUUUAAGGAAAUCUGCACCCAGCAAAGCACAGUAAAAUAAAGAUCUCUUUGAAAUUUUCAUCACCCCUAGGAACUGACCGCUAGGACUGGACUUGUGUCUUUCAGAAGAACCCGGUGUAUUCGCGAUUCUCUGGUAAACACUGAAUGUUACAUUUCACAGGUAAUUGAAUUGGUGACCAGGAAACUUGAUGAUGAAUGUCUACAAGAUCUUAACACAAGAUUUACAGUCGACAAUAAUCCACUCUGCAUUGUGUAUCCUUGCAAUCAUUCUUUCUCUACCUGUUGCUUCAGUUGCUUUACCAAUAUGGUUGGUUUUUCUAUUCUCCCAAUGGGCAGCGGCGAUUUGGAUCCUGUUUUGGAAAAUGGGCCAAAUCCUUUCUACGAAAGACGUGCCGUUUGCACAGGAAAGGGACGCUCGUAACUUCAUAACUUGUCUGUUCACUGUCAAGGGGAAUCUAAGCGUACGUGUUUUGCGGAAAGCGUUCUGCAAGAAAAUUUUGCAAGGCACCGAAGAAAGCUACAUACGUUUAAAGCAAUGCGUGCAUUACAAAAUGGGGCGAUAUAUUCGACGAGACGAAGAGAAUUUUGACGUACGAAAGCAUAUAUUUAUGUAUAAGGGGAAGACACCAGUCAACGAUGAAGAAUUGGCUGGAUGUUACAGUGAACUUGUCAACCAGAGUAUGCCAAAUCACAUCUCACCUUGGCAGUUAAUUAUCAUACCGCACGGGAAGAAAUCAGGCGCAAAAACGUUUGCAAUGUGCGUCAGAAUUCAUCACACGAUCGGCGAUGGAUUUUCUCUGGUAGCUCUGUUCGCCAAAGUGGUUGAUAACAAACCAGUCCUCGUAACCCCGAGUGUUAAAAGGCCCGUCGUGAGCAGUUCUUGGCGGAUUCUUCGGGCCAUUUACACAGGACCAUUAGUUUUGCUUGCUUUAAUUUUUUCGUCGACUGAAAACCCAUUUCGACGUCGCAAAGACUCGUUUGGAAAAGUUAAAGUCGCGUGGACAAAACCAUUCCACAUGGAUGACAUUAAAAGAUGCAAGAAUAAAUUUGGCGCAACGGUUAAUGACGUGCUAACUGGUUGUCUGGCUGGAGCAAUGCGACGUUACCUGACUAACGCAGGAAUGAAUACUCAUUCGGAUUUACAGAUUGCACUCACGAUAAACAGCCGAUCAAUAACGAGCAUCACCGAGGGUCAAGUGCCUCUGGAAAACAAUAGUUCUGGUGUGUUCUUUAGUUUACCUGUAUCUACGCCUACUCUGCCUGAACGCAUUAAGGCCACUAAACAUCGCAUGGAUUUUAUCAAGAGUUCAACAGAGCACAUCGUGUUUGCCUUUCUCUUUAAAUAUGCAAUUGCGUUCGUCCCCGCCUUCCUAGGGCGAAUUGCAAACCUUUUUAUCAACCGAUGUUGUUGUUUGGUGAUGAGUAAUGUUCCAGGACCGCUCAACCAGUUGGAACUAGUAGGAAACGUCGUAGAAUCUGCAAUGGUGUGGCCGCCUCUCAUCAGUGAUACCGGGAUAUCUGUCGCCGUAUUUAGCUACGCUGGUAAGGUUAGAGUCUCUGUGAAAGUCGACACCGCUGUCAUCUCAGAUCCAAUGAUUCUUAUGGAUCAUUUUACCAAAGAGAUGGAAGAUCUCGUUGCUAUGACAACUGCUGACGAAGGUUUGUCGUGAUCCAAUUAUGCGUACUUACGUUAGUCAAUUUUUAAUUUCUUGUAUGGACAAAUGCCAGAACAUGGUUGUUUCAAGCUCUAAUUAACGCUUCGUUUUUCUCCCUUUUUGCACGGUGGUUCAUUAAAAACUUUAGACAAGAAAACACCUGCUUUCAAUAUCCAUACAAAAAUGAAAUGAUAAAAAAAUGAUUUUUUUAUAUUUCGAAGUCCCAUUCGUAUAUUAGUUAUUUAUUCCUAUGGAAUGGACAAAUGAAUAACCAGGGUUGAAAUUUUAGUAAAUUAUAUUUAGAAAGAUAAAAACGAUAGGAAAGAAUAAAAUUAUUGCUUAUAUAUAAUGACAUCUGUGAUGUAUUGUAUUCGACGUCAUUGUCGAUAGAUAAGGUUUGAAACUCAUGAGGAAAACGCCGAGGGUUCGAGAAACGUCGUCUUAUUCAGAACACUUCAUUGCUGCAGAUCUUUCCAAGUUCCAACUUUAUCUUGCUUCUAAACGACUAGUAAUAUUUCAUGACAUCACGACAUGAUUUCACGACAUUGAAUGAUUGCUUGAUUGCGCAAAAAAGUGUUAUUUUUUCUCGUGCAUGGGCGUGUGUCUUUACAUAAAUAAACAUGAGCAAAAGAUUGAGCAACAAAUGAACAAAUGCUGUGUCUUCAAACGUCAGACAUAUCUUUUUGGAUGUUUAAUGUAUCCCGUUUCUACUCUCUUCAGUAAAACAGUCCUGAUCUUAACCUGAGCUGCUAUAGUUGAUCUAAUCACAUCCAUGAAGUGUUUUUCAAUAGACGGCUUGCAAAAGCGUUGUAAUGCUUAUGCAUACCUCUCGAACAAUGUGCUGUUGUACGUAGCUUUAUUUAUGUGGUCAUUUUCUAAACUCGUUACGAAACCACGAAGUAGUGAGUAGUCUAACGUAGAGCAUUUGAAUAAAUACUUAUCAAGCAUACUGAUCGUACGUAAUCCUGGAAGACGGAACAGUGGAAUAUUUACAAGUAGAAUUUUAUAGUAAUAUUUAGUAUUUGGCAUUUUUAUCACAAAAUAUAAUAUUUUGGUAAUAUAUUUUGUUAACUUUGCAUCGUCAACCGCGCCUGUCUUUCUGCACGUCCAUCCCUACCUUCUUUUACAGGAGGGAAUAUACCGGAUACUUAGAGCCCG
Dendronephthya gigantea is the source of this 2983-nucleotide messenger RNA. Its product is annotated as putative diacyglycerol O-acyltransferase MT1809. Gene Ontology annotation, biological process: triglyceride biosynthetic process. Lineage: Eukaryota; Metazoa; Cnidaria; Anthozoa; Malacalcyonacea; Nephtheidae. The coding region runs from base 359 to 1840 and encodes 493 amino acids. The record is from RefSeq and is a predicted model, not a curated record. Gene Ontology annotation, cellular component: plasma membrane. Gene Ontology annotation, molecular function: long-chain-alcohol O-fatty-acyltransferase activity; diacylglycerol O-acyltransferase activity. The transcript has 4 exons.